Molecule: messenger RNA, 1187 nt
Organism: Lolium rigidum
Lineage: Eukaryota; Viridiplantae; Streptophyta; Magnoliopsida; Poales; Poaceae
Product: syntaxin-132-like
Exons: 13
Coding region: 54-965 (303 amino acids)
Biological process (GO): exocytosis; vesicle fusion; intracellular protein transport
Cellular component (GO): plasma membrane; SNARE complex; endomembrane system
Molecular function (GO): SNAP receptor activity; SNARE binding
Source: RefSeq, a predicted model, not a curated record
UCUCUCUCCCUCUGAUCUCUUCUUCUGGGUCUCACUCUCCACGCGAAGUCAAGAUGAACAAUCUUCUGACGGAUUCUUUUGAAAUGGACGAGAAACCUCCCAAGGAGAGGGACAUCGAGAUGGGGCGUCGGGACUCCAAGAACAGAUCAGAUUAUGGACUCGAGGACUUCUUCGAGGAGGUCAAGGAGAUCGAGAUGCUGCUGGAGAAGAUGUCCAACAUAGUCAAGAAACUUCAGGAAGCAAAUGAGGAGUCAAAAUCAGUGACUAAAGCCUCCGCAAUGAAAUCAAUCAAGGGGCGGAUGGAGAAAGACAUUGACGAAGUGGGGAAGAUUGCACGUAACAUAAAAGUGAAGUUAGAGCAAAUGGACAGAAAUAAUCUUGCUAACAGAAAGAAGCCAGGUUGUGGGAAAGGCACAAGUGUAGAUCGAUCGAGGAUGUCUAUGACCAUUGCACUUAAGAAGAAACUCAAAGAAAGGAUGAACGAUUUCCAGAAUCUAAGGCAAACAAUUCAACAAGAAUACCGAGAAGUUGUUGAGAGAAGGAUAUUCACAGUCACUGGGACAAAGCCUUCUGAUGAGGUGAUUGACAACCUGAUUGAGACCGGUAGCAGCGAGCAGAUCUUCGAGAAAGCAAUUCAAGGAAUUGGUAGAGGACAGAUUCUGGCCACGGUUGAAGAAAUUCAGGAACGGCAUGAUGUGGUCAUGGAUAUUGAGAAAAAGCUUAUAGAAUUGCAACAGAUAUUUUUAGACAUGGCAGCCCUCGUCGACGCACAAGGAGAGAUAUUGGACAACAUAGAGAGCCAGGUUCAGAAUGCUGUAAACCAUGUGCAAACUGGUACUGAAGCCCUGCGUAGCGCCAAGAGCAUGCAGAAGAAGUCGAGGAAGUGUAUGAUGAUUGCUAUUAUCCUUCUUCUCGUCAUUGCAGGGAUCAUCGUGCUUUCAGUUCUAAAGCCUUGGGCCAAGUAAGAAGAUAUACCCUCUUUGCGGGAUGUAUGUCGCAAACAUAUUCUUCAUCAACUUCCUUAAAACAAAUUCAGCGAGCCUUUCUGAUAUGCUUUAUUUGUGGACGGUUCGAUUAUUCAUGUACUAGCUAGUUGCAGUGAUAUGUAAGAUAAAGUUUUAAGUCUAAAGUGGAACCAAGAAACAGUUCCUAUCUUGAUAAGAGAAUCACGAAACAAAUGAACACUU